Euleptes europaea (tarantolino) is the source of this 2866-nucleotide messenger RNA. RefSeq names its product SCY1 like pseudokinase 2 (gene SCYL2). The transcript has 19 exons. Bases 71 to 2866 code for a protein of 931 amino acids. Gene Ontology annotation, molecular function: protein kinase activity; ATP binding. NCBI's taxonomy places the organism in Eukaryota, Metazoa, Chordata, Lepidosauria, Squamata, Sphaerodactylidae. The record is from RefSeq and is a predicted model, not a curated record. Gene Ontology annotation, biological process: protein phosphorylation.
CCACGCCCCACGGUGGGGGCAGCACCCUUUCUUCAGGUGGAGGCAAACGUACUAGUAUACAGUUGUAAUAAUGGAGUCUAUGCUAAACAAAUUGAAGAGCACAGUCACAAAAGUGACUGCAGAUGUCACUAGUGCAGUCAUGGGAAAUCCAGUUACCAGGGAAUUUGACGUUGGCCGACAUAUUGCUAGUGGUGGCAAUGGGCUUGCCUGGAAGAUUUUUAAUGGCACUAAAAAGUCUACAAAACAGGAAGUGGCAGUUUUUGUGUUUGAUAAAAAACUAAUGGACAAAUAUCAGAAAUUUGAGAAAGAUCAAAUAAUUGAUUCCUUAAAACGAGGAGUUCAGCAGCUAACAAGGCUUCGGCAUCCUCGACUGCUAACUGUACAACAUCCAUUAGAAGAAUCUCGGGACUGUUUGGCAUUUUGUACAGAACCAGUUUGUGCAAGUUUAGCUAAUGUACUUGGCAGUUGGGACAAUCUUCCUUCACCUGUACCCUCUGACAUUAAAGAAUACAAACUUUAUGAUGUGGAAACAAAAUACGGCUUGCUUCAGGUUUCUGAAGGCUUGUCAUUUCUACACAGCAGUGUAAAAAUGAUCCAUGGUAACCUUACUCCUGAAAACAUAAUUUUGAAUAAAAGUGGAGCGUGGAAAAUUAUGGGGUUUGAUUUCUGUAUUCAGUCUACAAAUCCAUCUGAGCAAGAGCCUAAAUUCUCUUGCAAAGAAUGGGACCCAAAUUUGCCAUCUCUGUGUCUUCCAAAUCCCCAGUAUUUGGCACCAGAAUACAUCCUUUCAGUGAGCUGCGAGACAGCCAGUGACAUGUACUCUCUAGGAGCAAUUACGUACGCUGUGUUUAAUAAUGGAAAGCCUAUUUUUGAGGUCAACAAGCAAGAUAUAUAUAAGAGUUUCAGUAGACAGUUGGAUCAGCUUAGUCACUUAGGUUCCAACACCCUACAGAACAUCCCAGACGAAGUCCGCGAGCACGUAAAGCUACUGUUAAAUGUGGCUCCCACAGUCAGGCCAGAUGCAGACCAAAUGACUAAGAUUCCCUUCUUUGAUGAUGUUGGGGCAGUGACACUACAAUACUUCGAUUCUUUAUUCCAAAGGGAUAAUCUUCAAAAGUCACAGUUUUUUAAAGGGCUGCCAAAGGUUUUACCAAAAUUACCUAAGCGUGUUAUAGUGCAGAGGAUUUUGCCAUUCUUGACCUCUGAAUUUGUAAAUCCAGACAUGGUACCUUUUGUUUUGCCUAAUGUUCUGCUCAUUGCGGAGGAGUGUACCAAAGAAGAAUAUAUAAAGUUAAUUCUACCUGAUCUCAGCCCUGUUUUUAAACAGCAAGAACCAGUCCAGAUUUUGUUGAUAUUUCUUCAAAAAAUGGAUUUGCUCCUAACCAAAACUCCUCCAGAUGAAAUAAAGAACAGUGUUCUACCAAUGGUUUAUAGAGCCUUAGAAGCACCUUCAAUUCAGAUACAGGAACUCUGCUUAAACAUAAUUCCUACGUUUGCUAACCUUAUAGACUAUCCAUCAAUGAAAAAUGCACUGAUACCAAGAAUUAAAAGUGCAUGUUUACAAACAUCAUCUCUUGCGGUUCGUGUAAAUUCCUUAGUCUGCUUGGGAAAGAUUUUGGAAUACUUGGAUAAGUGGUUUGUACUUGAUGACAUUCUGCCCUUUUUGCUACAAAUUCCUUCUAAGGAGCCUGCAGUCCUUAUGGGAAUCCUUGGUAUUUACAAAUGUACAUUUAGUCAUAAGAAACUGGGGAUUACAAAGGAGCAACUUGCAGGAAAGGUUCUGCCACAUCUGAUUCCUCUUAGCAUUGAGAACAAUCUUAAUCUCAAUCAGUUUAAUUCCUUCAUUUUAGUCAUAAAAGAGAUGCUAAAUAAAUUGGAAGCUGAGCAUAAGACGAAGCUUGAACAAAUUCAUAUUAUGCAAGAGCAGCAAAAAUCUUUGGAUAUAACAAACCAAAUGAGCAUAUCCGAAGAAACGAAAGCUAAUAAUACCGGCAAUCAGGAAAAUAAAAGUUACGUGAGUAAACACCUUGUCAAUCUGUCCAAUCUACAGACAGAUAUCUUAACUGCUGGAUCUGAUUGUAAAGAAAAUGGACUGUUGAAAAAUCAGCGAAAGAGUUCACUUACACUUGAAGAAAAGCAAAAAUUAGCAAAAGAACAAGAACAAGCACAAAAACUGAAAAGCCAACAACCACUUAAACCUCAGGCUCAUACAGUUAUUGCUCCAGUCAAACAGACCAAGGACUUGACAGAUACUUUGAUAGAUAACAUGGCAUCGUUGACCAGCCAAUCGCUCAACAGACCUAAAGUUCCUUCUUCAAGUAGCUUUUCUUCAGUUCCAUCUAUGGGUAUUGGAGUAGGGUUUUCAUCACCUGCUGAGAGCACUAAGAGAAAUGGACUAAAUGCUAAUGUAGGAUUCCAACCUUCAGGAUUCAGCAUGGGGGUUGGUACCACAAGCCAGAAUUUCUUCAGCAGUGCUGGAGUCACUGGAAUGGCCAAUAUGAAUAUGUUGCCUACAGGCAACAUGUCAUCUUACAGCACUAUGAGCACUACAGCUGCAGUUCCGCAGCCAGCACAGCAAAACAGGCAAGCAGAUAUGUCUGCUUUAGAUAGCCUAUUUGGGCCUCAGAAAUCCAAAAUUAGUAUGAAUCAGUUAUCACAACAAAAAACAAACCAGUGGCUUAAUCAAUUUGUACCUCCUCAGGGUGCCAGCAGUUCUCUUCCAGGAACGCAGAUGAAUGUAAUAGGACAGCCUGGAUUUGGUUUACAGGGAAAUCCUUUCUUUAAUCCUCAGAACUUUUCGCAGCCUACAAACAACAUGAGAAGCAGCAGCUCAGCAAGUAAUGAUUUAAAAGACCUCUUUGGAUAA